AUGUUAGGGACUGUGAAAAUGGAAGGGCAUGAAACCAGCGACUGGAACAGCUACUACGCCGACACUCAGGAGGCCUAUUCCUCGGUGCCCGUGAGCAACAUGAACUCGGGGCUGGGCUCCAUGAACACCAUGAACACCUACAUGACCAUGAACACCAUGACGACGAGCGGCAACAUGCCCUCCAGCUCCUUCAACAUGUCCUACGCCAACACGGGGCUGGGGGCCGGGCUGAGCCCUGGCGCCGUGGCCGGCAUGCCGGCGUGCUCGGCAGGGCACAUGAACGGCAUGCCGGCCGGCGUGGCCGCCAUGGGCACGGCGCUGAGCCCCGGCGGCAUCAACGCCAUGUCUGCCCAGCCGGCCCCCAUGAACGGGCUGAGCCCCUACGGUGGCAUGAACCCCUGCAUGAGCCCCAUGGCCUACACCCAGUCCAACCUCGGCAGGACGCGGGACGCCAAGACCUUCAAGCGGAGCUACCCCCACGCCAAGCCUCCCUACUCCUACAUCUCCCUCAUCACCAUGGCCAUCCAGCAGUCGCCCAACAAGAUGCUGACGCUGAGCGAGAUCUACCAGUGGAUCAUGGACCUUUUCCCCUACUACCGGCAGAACCAGCAGCGCUGGCAGAACAGCAUCCGCCACUCGCUCUCCUUCAACGACUGCUUCGUCAAGGUGGCCCGCUCCCCCGACAAGCCCGGCAAGGGCUCCUACUGGACCCUGCAUCCUGACUCCGGCAACAUGUUUGAAAACGGCUGCUACCUCCGCCGGCAAAAGCGCUUCAAGUGCGAGAAGCCGGCGAACAGCAAAGCCCCUCAGGAGGGCAGGAAAGAUCAGGCCGGGGCCUCCAGUUCCAGCUCCAACUCCCCCCUGCACAGAGGCCACAAUAAACCCGCGCAGCUGGACACCGCCACCUCCCUCUCCAGCUCCAACCCGUCCACCAGCCCCCAGUCUAUGGACCACAGCGGAUCGAGCACAGAGCUAAAGACCUCGGCCUCGGCCGCUUCCUCCACCAUCAGCUCCGUCCCCGCCUUGGCCUCCGUCCCGCACCCCCCUCACUCCUUAGCCCACGAACCCCAGCUCCACCUCAAGGGCGAUCCCCACUACUCCUUCAACCACCCCUUUUCCAUCAACAACCUCAUGUCCUCCUCGGAGCAGCAGCACAAGCUGGACUUCAAAGCCUACGAGCAGGCGCUGCAAUAUUCCCCCUCCGGGCCCAGCACCCCCGGCGGGCUGCCCCUGGGCAGCGCCUCCAUGGCGGGCCGGAGCAGCAUCGAGCCCUCGGCCCUAGAGCCCUCCUACUACCAAGGCUUUGAAGGACAAUACUGCUGUGAAGUAGCAAAACACUAA
This is a messenger RNA of Aptenodytes forsteri (emperor penguin), 1341 nucleotides long. It is a transcript of the gene FOXA1, whose product is annotated as forkhead box A1. NCBI's taxonomy places the organism in Eukaryota, Metazoa, Chordata, Aves, Sphenisciformes, Spheniscidae. The transcript has 4 exons. Bases 1 to 1341 code for a protein of 446 amino acids. Gene Ontology annotation, biological process: cell differentiation; anatomical structure morphogenesis; regulation of transcription by RNA polymerase II. Gene Ontology annotation, molecular function: transcription factor binding; DNA-binding transcription factor activity, RNA polymerase II-specific; protein domain specific binding. The record is from RefSeq and is a predicted model, not a curated record.